UUUAAAGGAUGCCUCCAGGGGCGGGUGCUGACCGGUCAGGGGUCAAUUGAGUGGCAGACGCGGGGCUUACUACUGGAGCCUAAUAGGCUUAGGCAAUUCAGUUCUUGCCAUGACAGGGUGCAGCCCUGUGUUUGCAAUGCAACACUUGGUAGGUGUACCCCGUAUACUGGUACGGAGAACCUUCCUUGGAACGGACUUCAUCAUGACAAGGACUCUGUGCAGUCCAGGUCCCAGACAGCCUAGAGAGAAGCGACCAGAAGCUGCAGCCUUAGGGCUCUUUCACCGCCUCCCAGAAUUGGGAAGAACACUGAGCCACACCGUUCGCCAUCAAGCAGCCUCUACUGCCAAGGCUUGGUGGGACAGAUAUGAAGAGUUUGUGGGACUCAAUGAAGUUCGGGAGGCCCAGGGAAACGUGACAGAGGCGGAGAAAGUGUUCAUGGUGGCUCGUGGGCUUGUUCGAGAAGCUCGGGAAGGUUUGGAAGCUCAGCAGACUAAGCUGAAGGAGGUGAGGGACCGCUUGGACCGAGUCUCCAGGGAGGACAACCAGUACCUGGAACUGGCCACUUUGGAGCAUAGGAUGCUACAGGAAGAGAAGAGGCUCCGAAUAGCAUACCUGCGUGCAGAAGACUCAGAGCGAGAGAAGUUCUCUCUCUUCUCUGCAGCUGUGCGGGAGAGUCAUGAGAAAGAGCGUACAAGGGCUGAGAGGACCAAGAACUGGUCCCUUAUUGGGUCAGUCCUAGGAGCUCUGAUAGGUGUGGCUGGUUCCACCUAUGUUAACCGUGUCCGGCUACAAGAGCUGAAGGCCUUACUCCUGGAAGCACAGAAAGGUCCUGCGAGUCUCCAGGAAGCCAUCCGUGAACAGGCUUCUAGCUAUUCCCUCCAACAGAAAGACCUCCAGGACCUUAUGAUGGAUCUGAGGGGCCUGGUGCACGUCGAGCAGGGCCAGGGCUCCGGGUCACCAACAGGUUCUUCUACGGGAGGAAAAGACAUAGAUGGCCUUUCAGCCACCAUGAAAGAGCAGCUCCGUCAUUCCAGGCAGGUCUAUUCCUGCCUAGAGGGUUUACGAGAGCAGCUUGAUGGCCUGGAAAAGACUUGCAGCCAAAUGGCUGGGGUGCUUCAGCUGGCACAGGCUCCAGCACAUCCAGGCACGGUGGGGCCGGUGGAUGGGGCCCUGCCCAGCUCCUUGCUGGAACACGGGAGUGUGAUCUUGGCCCUGUCAGAGAUGGAGCAGAGGCUAGAAGCCCAGGCUAACAGGAACACUGUCUCUAGCACACUGGUCACCUGUGUGACUUUCAUCGCCACAUUGCCUCUGCUCUACAUGCUGUUCAAGACCAGUUAGCCCUGGGGACCUUCUUCAAAGGGACUGAAGGGUAAAUGUAGCUUUGGUUGGUGAUAUAAUGAAUCUUGAGGCCAUCUGAGGGGCUCAUCAUCUGAGGUAUAUUUUAUUUUGUAGGUAGUACCUAUUUACAUUAAUUAUCGAAGUUUUGUGCAAAUGUCCAAUUAAAAUAUCUAAGAAUUUGUAUUAUUUAAAA
This is a messenger RNA of Mus caroli (Ryukyu mouse), 1532 nucleotides long. It is a transcript of the gene Ccdc51, whose product is annotated as coiled-coil domain containing 51. The record is from RefSeq and is a predicted model, not a curated record. Lineage: Eukaryota; Metazoa; Chordata; Mammalia; Rodentia; Muridae.